UUGUGGUUUGGGGGUUGUCAGUACAUGAUUUCCUUCCACCCACUGCCAGGGGUGCUGCUUUCAGCCAGGCUGAGCUGCCUGUGCUGAACACGGUGUUUGCCUGUGGCUCCCGGGACACACGGGAUCAUUUGUGGCACCAAAGCCCUGCGAGCACAGGAUGCUCCUAGAAAUCACGGGUUUGGAACAAAAGUGCCCAGUGCUGGCUCAUGUUAAAGGCAAAGGGGUUGUGAUUUCAUGGGCUGCUGCAGUCUCAGGGACUGGGUAAAGUGUUCAUUUAGAAUCCCAGAGUGGACCUUAAAGCCCAUCUUGUUCCACCUCCUGCCCUGGGCAGGGACAAAUUCCACGUGACCAUUGCUCCAAGCCUGGCCUUGAGCACUUUGAGGGACAGAACAGACACAGCUUCUCCAGAACAGGGCCUCACCACCCUCAGAGGGAAGAAUUUCUUCUGCAUUUCCCUCUGAAGUGUCUGUAGCAGAUUCCUGAAUCCAUCUCCUUUGGUUAUCCCCAUUAGUUUUGAAUUUUCACUGGAGCAAAUAAUCUUUUUCCUUUUUCCUUUUAUUCUCUUUUGUUGCUUCCAGUAUACCUUUGGAGGUUGAAGUGCAAAUUUGAUGGCAGGGCACAUUUGCAUGCUCUGUUUGCUUCCUUUAUUUUCCCAUUCCAGCUGGUGAGGAGGAAGAAACAAAGCAGUUUCCAGGCAGCCUUUCCUAUGGGUCCUGUGGGGUCGGGGAUUCCGUGGUUCCAUCAACAAACAAAACCAUACUGGUGUGCAGUGCUGGUGGUACAAGCUGCGCUCCAAACCAGGGAAGAAGGAAAAGGAGAGAGGGGAGAUCGAGGUGGAUAUCCAGUUCAUGAGGAGUAACAUGACAGCCAGCAUGUUUGAUCUGUCCAUGAAAGACAAGCCCCGCUCUCCCUUUGGGAAGCUCAAAGACAAGCUCAAGGGCAAGAGGAGCAGCGGCCUCUCGGACACGGCUUCGGCCAUCGUCCCCAGCACCUCCCACUCCCCUGCCGACAGCGAGGAUGAGGCAGUCGAGAAGGAGAAGAAGAAAUCCAAGUUCAAAGCUCUGUUCUCCAAGCCUGGCCUGCAGAAGACAUCCCUGUCCCAGUCCAUGUCUGUGCUGCCCACUCAGCAGCCCCUCACCCAGAGGAUUCGGCUGCGGCCCAGCGACUUCCAGGCGCAGUGGGAUGAGGAGGAGUCUGAGACCUCUCCUGCCUCAGAACGAUCCUUUGAAAACGCGUUGGAAGAGAAGCCAGCUCCUUCUCCAUUGUUUAAAUCUCGUAAACCAGCCUUUUUGGACAGUAGGCAGCUAAGCCAAGGAAUCUCUAACCACACCAAAAAGGAUGGGCUCUCUUUGUUCAGUGGCCUGAAAUCCAAAAGCGAUCCUGUGUCCAAGUCCAGUCUGUGCAUCAAUGGCAGUCACGUCUAUAUGGAAGAGACCACAACCAAGGACAAGACUCCAGCCUCGUCCCCCUCUCCUCACAACCUCAGGAGGAAGCAGCUCUUUGCUUCAGAGGAGAACCUGUCCUCCAGGCCCACUAAAUCACCUGAAGAGAUGGGAAGAACCUCUCCUGGUCAGGCUGUCUCUGGGUCCACAUCCUUGGAGACCUUCAAAUCCAUGACUUUGCCGUCAUACAAACUGCUCAGCAGUGAGGAGCACCUGGACACCAGCGUUCCACCAAGCAUAGAGGCUGCUAGAGAGACAAAAAAACCAGACCACAAAAAGUCUGCCUUGCUCUCCCUGGUCACUGGGAAGAAGGAAAUGGUGAAGACCGGUGAUGCUGAGAUUAUUCCUGACAGGACCCUGCAGAGUGAGGAAAAUACAAUUCCAGAAGAGAAGAGUGAAGAGGAGGCCAAAUGCCCUGAAGUCCCAGCAGAUUUGGGCAGAGGGAGCCCGUCAGGAGAUGCUCACCAUGCAGAGGUGGAGGAGGCCAUCACAAACAAGCAGCUGCUCAGGCCUUUUGAGGAGGAACGGAAACCUGAGAAAGCUGCACCAGCCAAGACCAAAGCUGUGAAACCCAGACUGGGCCUGUCUCCAGAGGAGGAACCCAAAGCCACGCUUCCCACUCUUGCACCUGACCCCCUCCCUGCUUUCCUCUCUGUGCACCGUGUCAGCAGUGCAAAUAAUCCUUUCAUUUCUAAAGUGGGGCAGACAGCCCGAGUGCCAGACUCUGAAAACAUCCCUAGUUCUCCUGCCUCUCUCACUUCUCCUGCAUUAGCUGCAGAGCUUUGGAAUGACAAGAACCCCUUUACUCCUGGAUGGGACAGGGCAUCCAGAGCCCUGGAUCCCAACAGCAUUGCCCGUUUCCCUUCAUCCCAUCACCCUGCAGCCUCCGUUCCCAAAGCACCUCUGGCUGGGCAGGUCUCUGCUAGGGUCAAUAAUCCUUUUGCUGCUGACUGGGGCCAGGCUCCUGGGGGCUCUGGCAUGGGGGCUUCCCGGGGUCUCUCUGGCCCACCCACACCUUCUGUCCCCUCUGACUGUCGUCUCAAUGACAACAAUCCCUUCGUGUCCAAGCGUGGGGGACAGGCAGUGCCAGGUGUCCAGGCUGUUGCUGGUUCUUCCCCUUCUUGCCUUUCUGGUGGUGAGGACUGUUCCUCUGCAGGACACCCUGCCCGUGGUGCUUCAGGGGGCUCUGUGGAAGUGGCUGUAACCAGUGAUGUCACAGCUGUGCCAAAUCCUCUCAGCACCUUGUCUGACCCCCCUCCUGCCCCCCCUGGGCUGGCUCCAGAGCUGCACUGUGGUUCUGCCCGGCUUCAGCCUGAGGAUUCUUUGGAAAGCAGCGAGCCAGGCAACAGGAGAUCUGUGUCCUUUGUCCUUGGGGGAUGGCAGGGUGUUCCAUCAGCUGAUGUGGGUUUGGGUGGGCAGGAAGGUGGAGAGCAGCACCUGGACUCCAGGGGAAGGUUACAGAUGGCUUCAGGGGCAGCAGGAGAGCGAGCAGGGCUUGGGGAUGAGCUGGGAGCAAGGGGUGACCCAUCGACAGAACUCUGUGGGGACAGCACACAUCCCACCUGGAACAGUGAUGGAACAGCUGUGGAGGUCACUGGUGCGAGCACUGAGCCCUGCACCAAGGCUGACAAAGGUUUUGUGUCUCUCUCCAAGUCCAGUGCCAGCCUUGUGCCAGAAGCUGACCAGGCACCGUUCCCUGAGAGCGAGCUCAGGGAGGAGCAGGAGCCCUGCAGUGGAAAGGAGUGGGCAGGAUGUGUGCCCAUGUUAGAGCCCCAGGCACCUCCACCUGCUGGAAAUGAGUCAUUUUCUCAAGUCCAGCCAACCCUGAGAGCCUGCACAGUGUCCCCUCAGGAAGGGGGUUCAGGGAGGGCUGGUAGCGAGAUCCUUGUCCCCCCAAAGCCAGCCCCACGACUGGCUGUACUGCUGAGGAAAUCCCCACCGACUUCCCAGGCUGAGCUGAGGGGUGAUGUUCCUGCUUCAGGUGAUGUAAAAUCCACAGCAGGGCUCCCUGAAGCCUCAGCUGUUUGUGGGUGCCUCCCUCAAGGUGGCUCCUUGGAGACUGUCACCCCUCCAGUGACAGCCAGGGGUGACAGCAGUGACAGGCCUUCAGGAAAGGAAGGUGCUGAUGAUUUCUCUGUCAGUCUCACAAAUGUCAGGUCCCUCAUGGCUGCUCCUGGAGGCUGGGGCUCAGCACUGGCCAGUCUUCCAGUGAUCCCAGAGGGAGGCUCUGAUGACGAGCUGCUGGGGGACUGUCAGGAGAGCUGUGGGGUCACUGCAGGGGACAAAGGGGUUUUAGGGACUGGAGAGCAGCCCCGAGGUUUGACACCUUUGCAUGGAGAACCAAGAGGAGGAGGAGCUAUUCCUGGUGCUUGUCAGCCAGGGAGUUUGGCUGUGCUGCCUGCUGCAGUGGGUGCUCCCAGGGUCUGUGUCCAGGGAGCUGACUCAAGCUUAGGUGUGACAUCUCAUUCCAGGGAGUGUGACAGUCAUUUUGAGAAACGAGAGCUGGAAAGGAGUGCAGGUGUUGAGGAGCGUGCAGAGUGUGAGUUCUCUGAGCCUUCUGCUUUCUCUUCCUCCCUGUCAAGUCCUUGCCAGCCCCACUCUUCCUCUCAUUCCCUUCUCUCUGACACCCCAAGUCGUAGAGCAGAGUCUCCGAAAAAGCCAAGAGCCGAGGGCUUCGCAGAUAAAGCGGGAAAUUCGGGCAAGAAGAAACUCCUCCAGGCACGGGUUUCACCCUCUGAAACGUUCCCUAACCAAACCCCACGGGGUGGUGAAACCGUGUCUCCCAAGCACAGACUCCAUCCUGUGAAGCCAAUGAACACCAUGGCAAACAAGCCUCAGAGCAAGAACCUGAAUGUCAUCAGCACCAUGAACGAAAAGCUGCUGGAAAUGAGUGUGAAGAAAUACGAUCCCUCAGACCCUGCCUAUGCCUAUGCUCAGCUGACACACGAUGAGCUGAUCCAGCUGGUGCUGAAACAGAAGGAUACCAUUACCAGGAAGGACCUCCAGGUGCGGGAGCUGGAGGACUACAUCGACAACCUGCUUGUCAGAGUCAUGGAAGAAACCCCAAACAUCCUCCGUGUUUCCAUGUCUGGCAACAGAAAAGCUGGGAAGAUGUGAAGGCUCUGGGGGUGUCGGUGAACAAGGACUGAAUUCCCCCAGAGGAGGGUGAGCAGCUGGUGGUGCUGGUUGUGCUGCUCACACAAAAUGACCUUUUUCCUGUUUCUGCCUUGAGCAACUCUUGGAGUGAUUAAUAGUUCCAUCAGGUGUUGUAAUGAAGUCACCUUAUCAUAUUUAUUUUUUGUUUUCUUCCCAUUCUUUGGGAAGAUCAGGCAUUAAUCCAAAGGCUAGUUGAGAUGGGAAGGAGGAGGGUUUUUGAUGUGUUUUGCUUCCCAGCAAGGCGCUGAUGAUCCUUUAGGAAGAUUUUUUAAAAUGGUUUUAUUUUGUAGCAGCUUUGAUAGAUCAGUUACUUUUCUUUCCACAUCUGAAGUUGUAGUGCAAUAUAAAUCCUUGUACAGUAGAGCUCGAGGAUUUGAUUGUUUUUAAAAUAAUAAUUAGCUACACUGGAGAAGUCCAAAGAUGUCCCAGCUUCAGGCCUGGGCUGUAAUUUUAAAGGAAUUAAUUGAAAGUUGACCAUAAGUUGACCAAAUCUCAGUUCAUCUCCCCACGUGGAUAUUC
Molecule: messenger RNA, 5117 nt
Organism: Parus major (Great Tit)
Lineage: Eukaryota; Metazoa; Chordata; Aves; Passeriformes; Paridae
Gene: RAB11FIP1
Product: RAB11 family interacting protein 1
Exons: 6
Coding region: 849-4559 (1236 amino acids)
Biological process (GO): regulated exocytosis
Cellular component (GO): intracellular membrane-bounded organelle
Molecular function (GO): small GTPase binding
Source: RefSeq, a predicted model, not a curated record